Messenger RNA from Linum trigynum, 1095 nucleotides. Lineage: Eukaryota; Viridiplantae; Streptophyta; Magnoliopsida; Malpighiales; Linaceae. The record is from the annotation of a GenBank genome assembly.
CGAUGGGGUCAUCCGUCGAUGUGUCGUUGAAAAUGAGAUGUGACAAGACUAGAUAAGGAGAAAAUGGUGGAUCAAUCUCGCAAGGAUUGGUCCACCAAGCUCGAUGAUGCUCUCUGGGCAUACCAGACUGCCUACAAGACACCAAUUGGUACUUCGCCGUAUCGGCUUGUCCAUGGAAAGGCAUGUCACUUGCCAGUGGAGCUAGAGCACAAGUCCUUCUGGGCCCUUAAGCUGCUCAACUUGGAUGUUAGUCUUACAGGUUCUGAACGCAAAUUACAGCUGCUAGAGCUGGAGGAGUGGCGUUACCACGCCUAUGAGAACACCAAGUUGUAUAAGGAGCAACCUAAGCGCCUUCACAAUGCUCGCUUGAGGGGUCCGAAGGAUUUUCAGGUUGGCGAUCGAGUUCUCCUCUAUAACUCUCGCCUGAAACUCUUUCUUGGAAAACUCCGCUCCCUGUGGACUGGACCGUUCACAGUCACACAUGUGUUCCCGUAUGGCACGAUCGAGAUGUGCCACCCCGCAGACUGAGCCGUUUAAAGUGAAUGGCCAUCGUCUCAAGCUCUAUCUAGGAGACGAGGUCGAAAGUGCGGAGUUCGUAAUUGAACUAGCGGACCCUUAGUUCCGUCAUGGGCGUCCAGCUAAAAGGCGGUAAAGAAGCGCUUGUGGGGAGGCAACCUCACCACGGUUUGAAUUUCUUUCCCUUUUUCCUUUUCAAUUUUAUCAGUUUUUUUAGUCAUUGAGCCAUUGAGUCUGUCUGGAGUCUAUCUAGAAAGUAUCUCGUGCCCAGGGCAGUCUGUUUUCAUCUGUCACUGUGCAUUUUUUGAGCCGGGGCACGAAUGAGGUUUGGUUGUUCGAAAUCGUGGUUUUGAAAUUGUGCAGAGGCAGGCUCGACAGUAAAAACAUGGGCUCCAGGGGUUGAAAACACGGCUGUGUUUCUUCCCCUGUCCGCCCGUGAUUUGGUCCUUCACCCUUCACGACCUCGCACUAAAAAGCACGGGAACCAGGGGUUGAAAACACGCCCGUGUUUCGACCCCUGUCCGCCCGUGUUUUGCUAAAGGGAGAGCCGCGCCUCGGCAGUAAAAACACGGGCGCGAC